AGGACCGCUGAUCAUCCACACAGCAAGUAGCAUCAUCAAGGGGCAAAUCCUAAAGAACUAUAUUUGAUCUUCUUAUCUGAUGGGAUAUUUCUGUCUGCAAUGCCUUCAAUGUGGCUCAACAUUUCCUCUUCCCCAUUCCUGCUCACAGGCUUCCCAGGUCUGGAGAAAGCCCAUCACCUGAUCUCCCUCCCAUUACUGAUGGCCUAUAUCUCCAUAUUACUUGGCAACGGCACCCUCCUUUUCCUCAUUAAGGAUGACCAUAACCUCCAUGAGCCCAUGUAUUAUUUCUUAGGUAUGUUGGCAGCUACGGAUCUUGGCGUAACAUUGACCACCAUGCCCACAGUGCUGAGUGUACUAUGGUUAAAUCACAGGGAAAUUGGCCAUGGAGCCUGCUUCUCUCAGGCCUAUUUUAUCCACACUCUCUCUAUUGUGGAGUCGGGGGUCUUGCUUGCCAUGGCCUAUGACCGUUUCAUUGCCAUUCGCAACCCACUAAGGUAUACCACCAUCCUUACAGAUACUAAGGUAAUAAAGAUUGGCAUAGGCGUAGUGAUGAGGGCUGGUCUGUCAAUCAUGCCAAUAAUCAUUCGCCUGCAUUGGUUUCCCUAUUGUCGCUCCCAUGUACUCUCCCAUGCUUUCUGUCUACACCAAGAUGUCAUCAAGCUAGCCUGCGCUGACAUCACAUUCAAUCGUCUCUAUCCUGUUGUGGUUGUAUUUGCAAUGGUCUUGCUAGAUUUCCUGAUCAUCUUCUUCUCCUACGUUUUGAUUCUCAAGACUGUCAUGGGCAUUGCUUCUACAGAUGAGCGGGCCAAGGCUCUCAACACAUGUGUCUCCCACAUCUGUUGCAUCUUGGUCUUCUAUGUCACUGUGGUUGGUCUGACGUUUAUUCACAGGUUUGGAAAGAAUGUUCCUCAUGUCGUCCACAUCACAAUGAGCUACGUCUACUUUCUUUUCCCCCCUUUUAUGAACCCUGUCAUCUAUAGCAUUAAGACCAAACAGAUUCAGAGUGGUUUGCUUCGCUUAUUCUCCCUGCCUUGUUCUAAAACAUGACUCUGACUGCUCCUGGAAUGUAAAUAUAGUGACAGUGUUGCAGGAAGAAGUACCCAUGC
Mus musculus (house mouse) is the source of this 1106-nucleotide messenger RNA. It is a transcript of the gene Or51b6, whose product is annotated as olfactory receptor family 51 subfamily B member 6. Lineage: Eukaryota; Metazoa; Chordata; Mammalia; Rodentia; Muridae. The transcript has a single exon. The record is from RefSeq and is marked validated. Gene Ontology annotation, cellular component: plasma membrane; membrane. Bases 100 to 1047 code for a protein of 315 amino acids. Gene Ontology annotation, molecular function: G protein-coupled receptor activity; signaling receptor activity; olfactory receptor activity. Gene Ontology annotation, biological process: system process; signal transduction; detection of chemical stimulus involved in sensory perception of smell.